AUGAUUACAUAUAUAGUAUGUCAUCUAAAGAAUAUAUUUGGUGAACGUCUUGCUAAUUCAUCUGUAAUAGAAUUACUUCAAAUAUUCGUUAAAAAUAAUUUACUUGGAAAAAAAUCUGGACAAGGUUUAUAUAUUUAUUCUAAUGAUGGUAAUAAGAAGAUUAAUCCAAAAUGUAAAGAACUACUUAGAAAUUCUUUGACACAAACUAAAGACAUAUCAAAAAUAGAAACUAUUCAAUGGCGUAUAAGUCUUCGAAUUUUAAAUGAAGCUGCAAGAUGUUUGGAAGAAAAUGUUAUUAGUUCUUCAACAGAUGGUGAUAUUGGUGCUGUGUUCGGUUUUGGCUUUCCUCCAAUGAAAGGAGGUCCGUUUCGUUUUAUGGAUACCUAUGGUACUUCUAAUAUAGUUGAUUUAAUGAAUAAUUAUCAAUUAGAAUAUGGUGAUCGUUUUGCUCCAACACAAUUAUUAAUAGAUAUGGCCAAAGAGAACAAAAAAUUUUAUCCUUAA
Rotaria sordida is the source of this 504-nucleotide messenger RNA. The record is from the annotation of a GenBank genome assembly. Lineage: Eukaryota; Metazoa; Rotifera; Eurotatoria; Philodinida; Philodinidae.